AUGGACAAGAAUAUGAAAGAGAACCAUUCUGGGUACCCCGGUCGUGCUACGAAAAUUGCUAAUCCCAUUGGGGAUGGUCCGAAACGUGUCCCUGUGUCUCAGCAUUCUGCCCAGAGCCGGUUUCUGAACAGUGGAGUUCAAGCACAACGUGUUCUGUGUCCUUCAAACUUUGCCCAGCGAGUUCCCAUACAAUCACAAAAAUCUGUACUGUCAAACCAAAAACUGUCUAAUAACCAGACAACACAGCAACCCCGACCAAAGUUUCCGGUCCAACCAACUGCUAGGCCUCAGGUUCCAAGCAAGAGCAAUGAAAAACCUCAACAGGCUCCAGUACCUGCAAAAAAUUCUGAAGCAGAAAGCACCUCUAAACAGAAAAAUGAAGAGACUGCUAAAAAGAAAAAUGAAGAAACCAAAAAGUAAUCAAAGCCCACACAAGUUAUCUACCUUUUGUAACCAUCUUUCCUCUGCAGAAGGCAAUGGUCUCUUGAUGAUUUUGAAAUUGGUCGUCCUCUGGGGAAAGGAAAAUUUGGAAAUGUAUACCUGGCACGUGAAAAGCAGAGUAAAUUUAUCCUUGCACUGAAAGUGCUCUUUAAAACACAACUCGAGGAAGCCGGCGUAGAACAUCAACUACGAAGAGAAGUUGAAAUACAGUCUCAUCUUAGGCACCCCAACAUUCUCAGACUAUAUGGCUACUUCCAUGAUGUUACAAGAGUCUACCUUAUUCUAGAGUAUGCACCUCGUGGAGAAGUCUACAAAGAACUUCAGAAGCUUACCAAGUUUGAUGAGCAAAGAACUGCUACUUACAUCACAGAACUAGCAGAUGCCCUAUCAUACUGUCAUUCAAAGAGUGUGAUUCACCGAGACAUCAAGCCGGAAAACUUGCUGCUUGGCUCAAAUGGAGAGUUAAAAAUUGCUGACUUUGGAUGGUCUGUGCAUGCUCCAUCUUCUAGGAGAACAACUCUCUGUGGGACACUUGACUACCUGCCUCCUGAAAUGAUUGAGGGAAGAACACAUGAUGAAAAGGUGGAUAUUUGGAGCCUGGGAGUUCUGUGCUAUGAAUUCCUUGUAGGGAAGCCACCUUUUGAAGCAGAAACAUACCAGGAAACCUACAGAGCUAUUUCUAGGGUGGAAUUCAAGUUUCCUCCAUUUGUAACAGAAGGCGCGAGGGAUUUAAUUUCAAAGCUUCUGAAGCAUAACCCAUUCCAUCGACUGCCCCUGAAGGAUGUACUACUUCAUCCCUGGAUUACAGCAAACUCUACAAAGAUGCCCAACAGCAGAAAGAGUGAUGUUGCUGCCUCAUCCAGAACAUAGUCUUAGCCAGGGUAACCUCAUGGGAUCAAUGAGAGGAGUCUUGUACUGUGACUACUGUAAUGCUUACAAUAGGAAAAGCAGGUCUUGAAAUCCAAUGGCAAUUGGAAUGCAAAUCUUUGCGUUGGCCGUCAUAUUAAAACUCUAAUUGCAAUGUAAAAUUAUUUGACAUUUAGCUGAGGCUGUGGAAU
This is a messenger RNA of Pelecanus crispus (Dalmatian pelican), 1499 nucleotides long. The record is from RefSeq and is a predicted model, not a curated record. Lineage: Eukaryota; Metazoa; Chordata; Aves; Pelecaniformes; Pelecanidae.